This is a messenger RNA of Komagataella phaffii GS115, 579 nucleotides long. RefSeq lists its product as hypothetical. The coding region runs from base 1 to 579 and encodes 192 amino acids. The transcript has a single exon. The record is from RefSeq and is a predicted model, not a curated record. Lineage: Eukaryota; Fungi; Ascomycota; Pichiomycetes; Pichiales; Pichiaceae.
AUGAUGGCGGCAAAUAUUAAACCACAUGUUCGGCCUAACUCUGUGAGGAAGCGCUUGAAUGAGUCGCUGGAAACAAAUGAACGUGAAAAAAGGUUUUGCUCCAGGAAGCUACACGAUUUUGAUGAUCACGAUAGUAUGGAUAUGCACGCUAACUAUACCACUAGCCCUAUAGAACGCAAAAGAUCACUUUCACCAAACGCUCCCACGUCGCCGGUGACUGAAGAUGAUAGUGAUGCUAAGCCACUGGAACACAACAAACAGAAUAUCCAUGAGCUGGCUGACAACCCAGAUUAUAUAGCCCUAUGCUCCACCUUAUCAUUGCUCAAGCAACAGCGUGGACUUGUAACCCAAGAUAUUCAGCGUCUUCAAGAAACUAAAAUGGAAGCAAUGCAAGACCCAAGCUCGUUUCUACGUCGUCUGGCAACACGCCAGGUUACAUUACCUGGUCUGACCAAGGUUAUUGUCAGUCCAUCGAUACAUUGGUCCAAGUAUGGCUACUCAGAAGACUUAGUUUUCAAGAAACCGACUAAGAAAAGCGAUCGGCACAUUGUAUUCAAAGAGAGCAAAUUUUUUGAUUGA